Molecule: messenger RNA, 8268 nt
Organism: Cygnus olor (mute swan)
Lineage: Eukaryota; Metazoa; Chordata; Aves; Anseriformes; Anatidae
Gene: PHACTR1
Product: phosphatase and actin regulator 1
Exons: 14
Coding region: 190-2112 (640 amino acids)
Biological process (GO): stress fiber assembly; cell motility
Molecular function (GO): actin binding
Source: RefSeq, a predicted model, not a curated record
UUUCUCUAUUCAGUACUCUUGAUUUUGAGGCUGAAGUGAAAAUUAGAAGCUGUUCAUUCCGUCUCACAGACUAGGUUGCAUUUGCUUAGUCUUAUUCCAUAACAGUAGGAUGGAAAGAGGUCAGUAACAGUGGAAUCUGACUGAUCAUCCAGACCAGAGUAUUGUACACACAAAUAAAGUUCCAUCAAAAUGGACUACUUUUUGGAUGUCGAGUCUGCUCACAGACUGUUUUACAGUCAAGGAGCCCAAGCUCGUCGGGCAACUCUUCUCACUGUGCCCACACUGAUGUCGGCUUCUUCUGAGGAGGACAUAGACCGGAGACCCAUUAGAAGACUCCGGUCUAAGAGUGACACUCCAUACUUAGAAGAAGCUAGGAUCUGCUUCAACCUUGACACAUCUCGCCGGGCCACGCUGCUCACCGUACCCACAUUAAUGGCGGCAUCUUCCGAGGAGGACAUCGACCGCAGACCCAUCCGCCGCGUCCGCUCCAAGAGCGACACCCCUUACCUCGCCGAGGCCCGCAUCUCCUUCAACCUCGAGGCAGCUGAGGAAGUGGAAAGACUGGCUGCAAUGCGUUCAGAUUCUCUAGUACCUGGGACUCACACGCCUCCGAUCAGAAGAAGAAGCAAAUUUGCCACUCUUGGAAGGCUUUUUAAGCCAUGGAAAUGGAGGAAGAAGAAGAGCGAAAAAUUUAAGCACACUUCUGCAGCUUUGGAAAGAAAGAUAUCAAUGAGGCAAAGCAGAGAGGAGCUUAUAAAACGAGGAGUGCUGAAGGAAAUUUUUGAUAAAGAUGGGGAACUUUCCAUACCAAAUGACGAAGGAGCUUUGGAGAAUGGGCAGCCUCUGGGCUCUGGACCAGUGCUGAGCUCCAGCCAAGUAUCGCUUCCAGCCCUAGCAGAACUGGAGUCAGGUUCUGCACCUGGGGAACCCUGCUCAUACGAGGUGCUCCCAACCACAGAGAUCAUGGAUGGGACAGUGUCUGAAGAGAGCCCCACAUCCAAUGAAUCCGGCGUCCUCCUGUCCCAAGAUCCUGCAGCCAUGCCAGUCCUGCUACUUCCCCCAAAAAAAUCUGCUGCUUUCCCUGGAGACCAUGAGGACACCCCAGUGAAACAGUUGUCCCACCUCAAACAGCCCCCUGCCCUGCCUCCUAAACCUAUUGCCAGGAUUGCCAGCCACUUAACUGAUCCUGGCGCUCCUGUGAAACUGCCUUGUAUGCCAGUUAAACUGUCACCUCCACUACCUCCAAAGAAAGUCAUGAUUUGCAUGCCUUUAGGGGGGCCAGACCUCUCUCUCUCAUCCUAUUCCACACAGAAGAGCUCCCAGCAGCCUUUGAGUCAUCACACUGUGCUGCCAUCCCAGUUAGCAGCUCACCAGCACCAGCUCCAGUACAGCAGCCACAGCCAGCACCUGCCUUCUGGGUCCAGCACAUUGCCCAUUCACCCUUCAGGGUGCCGGAUGAUAGAGGAACUGAACAAAACACUAGCCAUGACCAUGCAAAGGCUAGAAAGCUCUGGUUUACAUACAGGUGAUAGUGUUACAAAAACGGGACCUGGAGGCCUUCCAGAUAUGAGACAAGUGCCAACUGUUGUGAUUGAAUGCGAUGACAAUAAAGAAAAUGUGCCUCAUGAAACCAACUAUGAAGAUUCUUCCUGCCUCUACACAAGACAGGAAGAAGAGGAAGAGGAAGAUGAGGAUAACUCAUUAUUUACAAGCUCUCUGGCAAUGAAAGUCUGCAGGAAGGACUCUUUAGCAAUCAAACUCAGCAACAGGCCUUCCAAGCGAGAGCUGGAGGAAAAGAACAUCCUCCCCAUGCAGACGGAUGAGGAGAGACUCGAACUUAGGCAGCAGAUUGGGACAAAGUUAACAAGACGACUGAGCCAAAGGCCGACUGCUGAAGAAUUGGAGCAGAGGAACAUUCUGAAACCCCGGAAUGAGCAAGAGGAGCAGGAGGAAAAACGAGAGAUAAAGAGAAGAUUAACACGUAAGCAAGAGCACUGGCAUAGGAGUCAGUGCAUCAUAUUUCUGCUCGUAGCUGUGCCAUGGGCCUCCCAGGUCAUCUUGAGCUGGUUGCUCUGUCUCUGUGACGUAAUGAACACACAAACACCAGGGUAAGUUUAGGGAUCAAUAACUUCAACUACUUUUUUGAGGACAGGCUCCCUUCUUAUACCAUUAGCUCUACAAGCAGUACUUUCCCACUAUUCAUUGGUUAACAACUUUGCCCCGCAACAGCAAACAUUUAGCAGCUUCCAUGUCUUAAGGGUUGGAGAACAAGCAGUUUGAGACACCAAGGCCUCUCCUGAAUCACCCUUCUUUGUUCCUUCUAACUCGUUUACAGUCGUCAUGGUUUCAUCGUCAGGAGUCCGAUGUUACCACCAACCACGGGGCUUGUCGACCCCCAUGGCGAUACUCCCACAUCUCCUCCUUCUUUAUUAACAAAGAAAGCAUGAUUAACACAAAUUAAGACACAGAGAAAAACUAUCUUUAACAAACUUUGUAACCACAUCCCUGGGAGAGGCGGGCACUGAGUGCUGCCCAGCUGAGGGACUCUGGCUGCCCCUCCAGCUCCUGGAGAUCCUGUUUGUGGGUCCUGCAUGUGCCAGCGGGACCUCCCCAUAUGUUGUUUUUUUGUUUGAGCUGGAAUCCAAACCAUGGAGGAGAGUGCUGUGAUCAUGAUAAGGCAGAUGAUGAGACGGCCAGACGGACCCAUCAUGCUGACACCCAUCUAGGACCGGCUCCUGCUGAAACACAAGCAUACCCUCAGCCCCAAGUUACUAGAGAGUAGGGCCCUUCCCAUUGAUUGGUGCUUUAAUUUUUUACCAUGACUUGUGCCCUUUCUUUAACUGAGUUUAAGGUAUUAUGAUUAAAAUGUUUGUGAACUGGAGGACCUUCCUCUGUCCAUCGAUUUAAAAAAUUAAGAACAUAGCAUGCUUUAGCUAUCCUUUCCUGGGGGGUCAUACCCAUACUCCCCCUUUUUUGUUUUUGAAGCAUAGCUUUUAGGGUACCAUGGGCCCGUUCAAUAAUUGCUUGACCUGUGGGAGAGUGGGGUAUACCCAUCAGGUGUUGAAUGCCCCACUGUUGAAAAAAAGUGGGUUGCGUGGGCCACAUAUCCUGGCCCAUUAUCUGUUUUAAUCGUUUUUGGGAUUCCUAAUGUCACAAAAGCUGACAGAAGAUGUUUACACACAUCCUUUGCCUUUUCUCCUGCAUGGACAGAUGCAAAAAUACAGGCAGAAAAGGUAUCAACUGAAACAUAAACAUAGUGAAGUUUUCUGAAUUCUGGCAAACGUGUAACAAACAGUCCUUUAAAUCUAUUACUAUUAAUGUCCAUGACUGGGGGAGCAUAAUUGGAGAUGGCAAUCCUGGUUGAAGUGCUCCCAUAUCUCCCAUGACUUCAUUAAUUUUUCUCAGAUCAUAUAUCAGUCUCCACUUUCCAUUCCUUUUCUUGAUUACAAACACCGGCGAGUUCUAGGGGCUAGUCGUGGGGACAUGUCUCGCUUUAAGUUGUUAAGCAACUCGGCCUUCAGGCUCUUUGUAUCCUAUUCCUCCCGGAUCAAAGGAAAACAGAUCCGGCUCCUUUUCAGUGCCUGUAGGGCCUGGAUCAAAAGGAACGUCCAGGUAACCAGGCAGCGUAACAGCAAAGGUCUGUGUUGGCAGUAGGAGCAGGUAUGCCAAUGGCGUAGCAGGCGGAUCGGCAGACGAACCCGCAGCACCCUCACUAUCUGGCAAACCACAUGUUUCUGAUUGUGGUCCCACAUGGCUUGUUAAAGCCUCAGAGAUUGCUUGCCAGGUGCCGAGCAAUCCCGCCACAACCUUGUCGUUUUUAGUAGCAGAGUCCAAAAGCUUGACCCCAGUUUGGUCCUAUGUUUCAGGAUCGUAAACUGUCUGAUUCGUAAUAGAGGGAAUAAUCAGGAAGGUUCCCAGGACAUUCUUUGUUUCUAAGAACAUAUGACUCCCCAUAACGUGCAGCUGCUUACCUUCGGCCAGUGAGAGGCAGUUGUGUGCGCGGGUCCGCUUCUCUCAGCUUCAGCUUCCUUUCAGCACGGGAUCUGCUUCUUUCAGCUUGCUGAGUUCAGCCAAACCUAUCUUCAUGAGGCGAUCAGUGUCCCUGUUCCUGUCCUGGUCCCUGUUCAGUUAGCCUGUCCCUAUUCAUUCAUUUUUUGUUUUUGUCCCUGUUCUGUUAGCUUGUCCCUGUUCCUGUUCUUCAGGUCCCUGUUCUUCAGGUCCCUGUUCUUCAGGUCCCUGUUCGGGCGCCAUUUGUGGCAUAAUGACCACACAAACACCAGGGUAUCUUUAGGGAUCAAUAACUUCAACAACUUUUUUGAGGACAGGAUCCCUUCUUAUACCAUCAGCUCUACAAGCGGUACUUUCCAACUAGCUAUUCAUUGGUUAACAACUUUGCCCCGCAACAGCAAACAUUUAGCAACUUCCAUGUCUUAAGGGUUGGAGAACAAGCAGUUUGAGACACCAAGGCCUCUCCUGAAUCACCUUUCUUUGUUCCUUCUAACUUGUUUACAGUCGUCAUGGUUUCAUCGUCAGGAGUCCGAUGUUACCACCAACCACGGGGCUUGUCGACACGCCAGCAAUACUCCCACAUCUCUGAGCUUCACUUGCCCCAGUAGCUCAGUGGGAACAGAGAUGGAAACCGCCACUGUAAUAGGGUGUACAAGUACUUGAAAUUACACGGGUUGCAUGUUUCUGAAGCAAAGUUGGGGCAGCUAAAAAUAAUAUCUAGUAGUCAUAUGACUUCAGAGGAAGAGAAUAAUCAGCUUUUAGUCUGCAUUGCAUUCAGGUAUCAUCUAAGACUGGAAAAUGCACAAUAACACUGAAAUUUCAUAGUGUGCUUAUGCACUUGACAUUUUUUCAUGUAUAACUAAUUAUGUGCACCAUUCUUCACACCCAGUGAAGGGAUACAGUGAACUUCAGUGCUGUGAAACAUGUGGGUGAUGCACCUAACUUGGUUUUAUGCAUUUGUGAACACAAGAACUUACCUCAGGUUUGUCUCAUUUUAUCAUAUGGUGCUCGACAUUUACCAUUAUUUCUGUGAUUUUAACCCAGACCCAGAGCACCACAGAAGCCAUAUCAGCUGUUAAAGACCCUGGUGCUGCAUUUAAGUAAAUACCAGUAGUAAAUUUACAUUGGCAGCAAAAGUACCACUGCCUCAGUGGCCCUUGGUGCUCUUGCAUGCUUGAUGCCACCUAGACAUUGGCUUGGCAUGGCAUGUUGUAGUGUAUCAGCAGUCAUCUGCCUUCACCUGUGGAAAAACUUGCUCAUCACUAAGAUGAGCACAAACACAAGAGUCAGCUAGUGUCAAGAGUUGACAGAAGCUGUGAAAUAGAGCCAGUCAUUUUUUGAAAGGCCUCUUCCAGAUUGAAAAGCUUAUAGGAGUUCUUGUUUCCCUUGUAGACAUUUAGAAACGCCGUUAAAUUGACAGGAUUUCAUAUUUUCUUGAUGUCAUCAUACUCCAUGUAAUAAGACAUUUUAUUAAAAAAUAUCCCAUUCUGAUUUCAAAUAGAGUCUAGGCUUUGUCCUGGAAUGAUAAAAGCUGAAAAGUGUACAGAUAAUAUUGGUGAUUCAUCCUUAAUUCAAGCUGUUGUGAGGAAAAAAAAAAAAAAAGAAGCAGAUGAUGGAAGUAAAGAUGGAGUCUCACCCUUAGAAAUUUUUGGCUGUAAUCAUAAUAUUAUUUUAGUAUAAAGAUUUUCUCUAUUCGCAUAGCCUGAGCAUAGAUUUAAAAGAAAAAUUGGAAGAAAAAUUCUGCUGUGCUAUCUGAAUGAUAAUGUAUCAGUGCCAACAAAUUUGCCAGCUCCUAGUACUAGGGCUGAUAGAAAAAACUAGCAAUUUGAAAUCACAUUUGAUAGGAGUUGUAGGACAGAGAGAAGCCUCACUCACAGCAUAAUUGUGGUUAUACACCAGGCUUGGUACAAGUUUGUAUUUCUUGCUUUUGUUAAAAGCUCAUCUGUUAAUUGUACUGUGUAUUUGGCUUGCAGGUAACUUAGGUUUAGGUAUCAGAGUUGCAGGAUGAAGAAGCAAUUCUGUUUUGUAUGAAGAGUGAAAAAUUACAUUUUUAAAUCUAUACAUGUUUCAAUCUAUUUUAUUGCACCCACUGGUUUUUCUGACUUCUUUAUUUAUUUAUUUAAAUUAUACCUGCUGUAUAUGCAUUUUUCUUGUAAAACAAAGGUGACCAGAACAUGGAGUCUAAGUUCAGAAAGGCAUGCUUCUUACUGACCUCAGCAUAAAUGUGCUAUUUGACUGACUAGAGUAUGGCUGGCCUGAACACAGGUAUAUAAAAUGGGGCUUUUCUUGGGAUGCUUUUGGAGGAAAUAAGAGGAAGUUUGUAAAUCCUGGGUGACAAACACAUGCGGAGCAGCUCCUCGCAUGAGUCUUCAUGCCUCCCACAGAAGAUGGUGUGUAUGAGAAAACUGUCUACUUUUAAGAUCUUUGCAAUAUUCAGAAGUUUCUAAUUUGUUCUUUUUCAAAACAGCAAGGAGUUUUUUUCUCCUAUUAAAUGUUGUAAUUUACCUUAAAAUGACUUUGGAGACAAUACAUGAAUCACCAAGCUGCAACUUGAUCGAUGCCUGUUGUCCUAGGCAAGGGCAUUAUGUGGCAGAGUGUAGAGUAGUGCUCCUGGAUACACUUUUUUUUUCCCAUGAUUUCUCUCUAUUCUGUGCGUGCAAAAUAGUUCAGCUGUAGCCAGGAGGGGUAGAGCAUGGCUCCUGUUCUCCUGAGCAGCUCUGAGAAGAUGGGGCAUUAGCGCAGCUUUGCAGACUCUCUACGUACGUUUGAACCCACUUUGUGAGUGAGAGCUCAGAACUAUCUGUGUAAGGAAAGCAGCCCCACUGUCACCUCCAGGAACAACCCUUUCUUAAAAAAGAGAAGAGAGGCAACCAUCCAUUGCAAGGCCGAUCACACAGGAACUUAAAUGCAGAGGCAGGUUGGGGUGAUGGAACAAACUUGCACCUGGAUGAUGGAGGGAAGUAGUCUUCUUUCUUGUGAUCUCACAAUUUUUUCAUCCUCUACUUAGCAUCCUGUCUGGUUUGAGUCUUAAUUCAGAAUAUUCAUCUGAGAGAUGAAAUGCAAGGACCUGAGAUACUUAAUUUGGGAUGUAGGUGGAAUUGCAUUCAGGAGCCUAAUUACCUUUGCAGAAAAGAGUCUCAAGUGUUUUAUUUACUUCUUAACUUUUCACUAGUCAAAAGAGUGAAGUAUUGCAAAGUUAACUUUUUCUAAUGGUAGUAAUAGCAUGAUAUACUGUCUAGCUAAUUGUUAGCAGGAUGCGAUUGUUUUUCCUGGUAAUAUGAUUACAGAUGUUUCACUAAUGGAGGAUUAGCAGCUUAGGUACAUCCAUGUGCACAUAUCUGUAGUACCUUUCUUCAGAAACAGUUGUGUAAUUCCACUUGACACUAACCAGCAAGCUGUGCAUCCAAGGAGAAUUGAUCCCCAAAAAACAAUAUCUGUCCUUGGCCAUGUAACUGGCUGGACACUAUGUAGACUACCAGCACACUACUGUUUCUAAUUUGAGAAAAUAUUUUUGACUGUGGCUGCCCAUUCUGCUGUGGAAUUUGAAAGAACUGGCUUUGGAACAGUGAAGAGGCUUUCCUGACAUGAUACAAUCCACCCUUGUAACUUUUUCUUUGGCUUGUAGUAUGCAAUAUAAACUGUUAAAGUCAAAUAUGCUGUGACAAAAAAUUGAGCUGCAGCACAAAGUGAAAAGUUCAGCAAGCAAUAGUCAUCAUCCUGCCCGCCUUUUCAGGACAUAAGGACAAGUCUGUGGAGUAUCAGAAUGGUAAGGAAAGUUGUUUGUCACUUUUUGCAUAUAAUUCAGGGCAGGAAAUGCUCUGUUCCUGUGGCUAACUCUUCUCAGGCAGUACUAAAGCACACACAGCAGCUCAAGGCAGGGGAGCGUACAGGUUGUCUGAAGUUUUGUUGUGGUCUUCAUCUCUUUCUGAGACAUCCGUGCACUAUGUUUCUUACAUUAUAUCUAAUUUCUGCCAGGGGUGAUCAACCUCAACCAGGGAUCAGGGUCUCCAGCCACAGCUGCUACCCAAACAACAGUGUGCUGCUCCAGAAGCAAGGUGGGAUGAAAAACAAAGUGCUGUAGGAAGCAACAGAUUAUGUAUCUCCCAGGUAGCAAGUCUGUGAAAGGUUAUAUAAAAACAACAGUACCAGGAAUAUCUGAACCCUCUUGGUAUGGCAAUGAUGGUUGUAGUAAAACAGAUCACCAAAUAGUACUUUGCAGGGAAGAAGGCAAGUCCUGAUGUCUUUUUGCACUCCUUCCUC